AUGAACAUGAAGAGCCCGAAGGGAAGAGGUAAACCCGCUGUGGAUGAAGAUUCUGGAAUCGCCACACAAGAAAACGCCUCUCAUCGAGCCCAUUCAUCCCGCCAGGCCAACAAACAGCAAGUAAGACACAGGGCAUCUGUUGCAUGUGCGUCUUGCCGCGACAGAAGAAUCCGAUGCGUCGUUCCAAAGGGUGAAUCUGAGUGUGUUCAAUGCAAGAAGGCUGGCAAUGAGUGCAUAAUAAGAAACGACGAUGAACGGAGGCGGCCGAUAUCCAAAGCGUACAUGUCUUCCCUAUCCGACCGUAUCUCGAUGCUUGAGGGGAUGCUGCUGGAAAAAGGAGUUGAGCCGCCUCCUGCUACACAUCCUCCGAAAACGAGGCAUGAAAAUCAACCCAACCCUCCAGAAGAGGAACAAAAGCGGAAUGGAAUGCAGUCCAAGCCUCACAAAUCAUUGGUUCAUCCGUUUCGAACGGAUGUUCCGUCUCCGCCAGACUCCGUGAAUGAUGAAUAUGCGAUGCAAUUCAGCGAUCGCGCCGACAGUGCCCAUGCCGACGGCCCAGUCCCAGCAAAUUUUGUCUCCCAGCCCUUACCAAAAGAACAGUCUCCUUUCCGUAAGCUUGACUCAAAACACGAAGAUAUUGUCCAACGUCUCCUAUCCACGAAAGGAAACCUGUCUUUCGACCAGCUUUCUGGCCGCUUACGCUUCUUUGGGCCGACUGCGAACUCGCACGUUUACGCCGGGACAUCGUACAAGUUUGACUCCCGCGAGCCUCCCGAGCAAGUACGACGUGCCGAACGGAUAAUAAGAUCGCUGAGUAUAGGAACGCACGAUUAUCUUAUGGAAAACUUCUGGGCACAUUAUAAUUCGGUUCUGAACAUCAUUCAUCAAGAUGCUUUUGAAGCCGACAAAGAGUCCCAAAAUCCAACAUUCUACUCGUCUUUUCUUCACAUCUGCAUUCUCGCUAUUGCUUUCCGUUUUGUAGACGCUGAUCGAGAGGACAUGAAGAGAAUUGCGUUGGGCAAUCGGGAAAGUACUUUGCACCGGGAGGCCAAAUACAUGCUCGACAUCGAACUUGAACGCCCAGGCGGGAUUCCUAGCGUGCAAGCCCUCCUGCUUUUGGGGGACCUAGAAUGCGGUGUCGGCAGAGAUAAUACAGGUUGGAUGUAUGCUGGGAUGGCAAAUCGACUGGCGUUUGACAUCGGCCUUCACCUAGACUGCCGCAGUAAUGAUAUCAGCGAACAAGAGGUUGAUAUUCGUCAUAUGGUAAUGAGAGCCUGCGUGAUUUACGAUAGGUACUGGGCGUUGUUUCUCGGUCGACCGACGAGUAUCAAAAACCAGGACAUUGAGAUGGACUUGCUCUCACGCCGCUUUUCUCAGUUAACGUCACUCAUGAGUGGACCGGGAGCCCUGAAGAAGAACAUCACGGCUGAUAUUUAUGACCACUUAAUAGAAUUGAUGGAACUUGCUGGUCGCAUUGUCGAGACUCGAGAUCAUGGGCAAGCGCAGGAAAAGCAACGAGAAGACGCUACUGAUAACGCGCUCAAUCCGCCACAGAGCGAAUACAACGCAUACCUCCAUGCUAUCAACCUGGAUCGUCAACUACAGAACUGGUACAGACGAUUGCCAGAGCACCUACAGUGGAAACCUUCCGUCAUCAAAAGCGCACCAUCCAGUUAUUUCCUUUUACAUCAACAAUAUCACGCCUCCAUGAUUCUUCUACACCGGCCAUGGGCCAGGUACAGUGAAAUUGUCGGCGACAGUCACAGCACCGCGUCUCAGCCAACUAAAACGUCGGGUCGCGAGUCAAGAAAUGUUCAAAGCCAGCAUUCGUCCCCAUCGUCCAGCCAGACUCGAGGAAUCAAUGAUAAAAACUCGAUAGCAGACGAGAGCAGAACAGCAUUGUCUCGGAACAUCUGUACGCAACAGGCAGUUAGGGUAGCGCGUAUCUUUGGGCAGCAUCGCCAGCGGUUUGACGGCACCAAGAUCUUCGUCACAGGAAUUCAACAAGCCGGAACAGCAGCAAUGGCCUUGAUAGCAGCAUUGGCUUACAACCACAGCGAAUUCGAAAGACGAGCGUAUCUUGGAUAUCUCGAAAUUCUCUCAAGUGCCGUCAGCGAUAUGAGUCAUACCUACCAGCCAGCAUCUCGAAUGGAUGAUUUGCUCAAGGCGGUCCUGGUACAGCUUCGAGCCGAUAUUGGUGGUCAUGGUAUCAAGAGAGAGUCACCUAUCACCUCGACGGGCGGUGAUCAAAGUGUGUGUGCGAGCUCCGAGUGGAAGAGAGGCGUGGGCACGACUUGCCCCACUCUACCAGCGAGGCGUGAAGCAGACACUGAAAGCAGUCAGAUACAUAAGAGACGGCGUCCAUCGAAGAGCAGUCGAAGGUCUUCGGAAUUUACCCGUCGGCCGCCGCCUUUCUUUUCGGCGUAUUCUCAGCCAACGCUAUUAAGGACCUCGCAGGGCCAGCCGUCGACCAGUCAUCUGCCACCAUUGGACCCAGCAAUGUACUCAAUAGACGGCAAUGAUGUACAGAGCUUUAAAUUGGACUUCUUGGAUGGCUCUGCAAUUGAUAAUGACCCUGAAGAAACCUCGGAAGCAACAAUACAGCCUGCCGAAGACUUUGUGCUCGUCGCAUCGGAAUCUGAUGGCUGGACAUUCAGCAGAGUAGCUACUGAAGAAGCAAUACAGCAAAGAAGCCUUGGAUAUGACAAAGUAAAUUUGAAUGGAUGGAGGAUUGCGACAACUGGCACACACGCUGCAUCCGCUCUUGGCCGUUCACACUCCUUUUCAUCGGUGUUGCAGCACAAUGAGCGAGGGGAAGAUAGGACGAAGGGAGACGAAUCGACUGCCCCACGAGGACUAUUUAGCGACCAACUAGCACAGCAGCUCUCUGAGCUCUCUGAUACUGUGAAAGAGGAUGCCGCAACAUCCAUAGCGCCGAACUCAAGCGGCCCCGGCGACAUGGAUUGGAUGUGCGACUCGAGUGGAUUGAAUGCCCUGAGCCCUGUGAGUCUGAGUGGACUAGUACAAGAGGCAAUACCGGAUAAAGGAGAGAGUGAGUCUGCAGGAACUCACAGAAACCACGAACUAGAUUUUUUCAGUUUUUGA
Messenger RNA from Colletotrichum truncatum, 3105 nucleotides. Its product is annotated as fungal specific transcription factor. Gene Ontology annotation, biological process: DNA-templated transcription; regulation of DNA-templated transcription. The record is from RefSeq and is a predicted model, not a curated record. Gene Ontology annotation, molecular function: zinc ion binding; DNA-binding transcription factor activity, RNA polymerase II-specific; DNA binding. NCBI's taxonomy places the organism in Eukaryota, Fungi, Ascomycota, Sordariomycetes, Glomerellales, Glomerellaceae.